AUUGCACAUGUGUCGUACCAUAUUGAGAUUAGAGUGCCUAAAAAAGCAUUCAGUUAAAUUAACUAACCUGCAGGUGACUUUUCCCAUUUUUCUCUUUCCACAUUCCGUGCAUAAGAUGCCUCACCUUCGUAUCAUUUCGCAGACUUGAAAACACAUUGAAUUAUGGCCUUGAAAGAGUUUGGGCAGUUGGCUACAUUAAAGGUUCAAGAAGGGUCGUAAUCGGUUAUGAUGAAGGCACGAUCAUGGUAAAGCUUGGCCGUGAGGUACCUGUUGCUAGUAUGGACAAUGGAGGGAAAAUAAUUUGGGCCAAGCAUAAUGAAAUUCAGACUGUCAACAUCAAGAGUGUUGGGGCAGAUUAUGAGGUUGCUGAUGGAGAGAGAUUACCUUUGGCAGUUAAGGAACUGGGAAAUUGCGAUCUUUAUCCACAGAGCUUAAAGCAUAAUCCCAAUGGUAGGUUUGUUGUUGUAUGUGGAGAUGGUGAAUACAUAAUAUACACAGCUUUGGCAUGGAGAAACAGAUCAUUUGGCUCGGCAUUGGAAUUUGUUUGGUCAACUGAAGGAGAAUAUGCUGUUAGAGAAAGCACAUCAAAGAUUAAGAUUUUCUCCAAAAAUUUCCAGGUUGCUUUUCUUUUUAUCCUUUUUGUAUGAUCAUUUCUUUUUAUA
Molecule: messenger RNA, 662 nt
Organism: Salvia miltiorrhiza (redroot sage)
Lineage: Eukaryota; Viridiplantae; Streptophyta; Magnoliopsida; Lamiales; Lamiaceae
Product: coatomer subunit beta'-2-like
Exons: 4
Coding region: 243-647 (134 amino acids)
Biological process (GO): intracellular protein transport; vesicle-mediated transport
Cellular component (GO): membrane coat
Molecular function (GO): structural molecule activity
Source: RefSeq, a predicted model, not a curated record